UUAUGUAGAAAAAGGUUUUUUGAUGUGACAAAACUUUGAGAAAAAUCGAUGAAUGAAUAGCACAAUCAUCAAAAUUUCGUGUAAAACAUGAAAACAAACUGUGUUUUUGUUGUGUUUUUUGUAAGCAAUAACAAAUUUUAGUUGUUGUUAUAAAGUUAAUGCAUGUAAAUGUUGUUAUUUUAAUUAUGCAGUUUUAUUGUGCUAAAGUUAAAUAAAUCGCCUUACCCCAAACUCUCUCUCACACACACACCCACACAAUGGCUGGCAAUGACAAUGGCAAUUAUAUGAUGAAUUUUGAGAAUAUCCUUGAAGCUGGCAAGGAACCAGUUAUGACCAAAGAAUACAAUCCAUUGGUAGCAUUUAAAUUAGAAAAGAAUCUCGAUCCAACAAAACUGAAAAAACAUGUCUUGCAAAGUGAAAGAAUACGCCAGCUAAUCGAUUACUAUGCGGCCAAACAAAACUGUCCCGCCAAACAGAUGCAACAAUUGGUGUCUGAGAUAUUGGACGAAAUUGGUUUGGAUCGCAAUUUGGCCAUUAUACGCUGGUGUGGCAUUGCCAUAACAGCCAUUGGCAAACGCAUCUGUAAGGGAAUCUAUGUGAACAAGGCCAGCAUGGAUCACCUGAAGCAGGGUUUGGGCAAAAAUCCCGUACUCUAUUUGCCCAGUCAUCGAAGUUACAUGGAUUUUAUAUUGAUGUCAUAUAUUUGUUUUCAUUAUGACAUUGAAAUACCGGGAAUUGCUGCUGGAAUGGAUUUCCAUUCCAUGUUUGCCAUGGGCACAAUGCUGAGAAAAACCGGUGCCUUCUUUAUGCGACGCUCCUUUUCGAAUGAUGAGUUGUAUUGGGACAUAUUUCGCGAAUAUAUGUAUGCCUUGGUUGGUUCCUAUCACAUAGGUGUGGAGUUCUUUAUUGAGGGCACCCGAAGUCGCAACUUCAAGGCCUUGGUACCGAAAGUUGGAUUGCUGUCAAUGGCCUUACAACCCUUUUUCACAGGAGAAGUUUCGGACAUAACUAUAGUUCCCGUCAGCGUCUCAUAUGAACGAGUUUUGGAGGAACAAUUGUUUGUUUACGAGCUGUUGGGUGUGCCCAAGCCUAAAGAGUCGACAAAGGGCUUCUUUAAGGCCUUGAAAAUAAUUGAUGAGAAUUUUGGUAAAAUGUAUUUGGACUUUGGUGAGCCCAUUUCGGUAAAGGACUUCUUUGGCGAAAGCUGCAGUUUGGAUAAAAUGAAAAGGGCCACACUGGGUUCACAUUUGCAGAAAUUAAAUAAACAUGAAAUAGAAUUGGUUAAGAAGUUGGCCACGGAGAUUAUCUACCAACAACAAAGACGCAUUGUUAUAACAACUUUUAAUAUGAUAAGCCUAUAUUUUGCCAGUCAAUAUUAUAUGGAUAAAUCCUUGAAUGUUGAUGAAAUCUCGCGUGGCAUUAUUAUGCUCAAGGAUAUGUUUGAGAAGUUGGGCGCCCACGUGGCCACAGAUGUGAAUUGCAUAAAACCGGAAAUUAUUGAAACCGUUGAAAUACACUCAAAUAUUGUGCAUUUUAAGCAAGGACGUCUGGAGUUCACACAAGUACCGGUAGAAUUGUUGGCCCAGGAAAUUGAUAUCAGUCGUCUGAAAGCCCACGCCCUAUCACCUCGGACCAUGGCUGUGGCUGUGCCCAGUAUGGCAUUGCAGUUGUAUAUGAAUCCCUGUCUGUUUUGGCUUGCCAGGCCUGGCUAUCUGAUUAUGGCUGCACUACAAUUGGAGGAGCAACAGCAAAAAAUGAGCAAACAAAUCUCAGGAUCACACGAGGAAACUAUUUUGCGUUUAUCCCAACAAGUUGAUGCCUUGGAUGAGGUAUUUAAACAUGAAUUCAUUGUCGAAUCUAAUCGGGAAUUGGAGGAAUUUGAGCAUAAUUUGAAAUUUCUAAAAGACUAUGGAGUUUUGCACAUCUCUCAGAUGGGCUCUGUGCAAGUUCAACAUAAUGAAUGUAGCCGCAGUAUUCUUACGGCCCUCUCACCAUUCCUGUGUCUUUACUAUCAACUUGUUGUUGCCUUGAAUACGCUUGCCACGGAGAAUGAUGAGUUCUCGCCAAAAACCAUUUUGAAAGCCGUACAAAAACACAUUGAAUCAAUGCUGUUAACAAAUAGCUGUCCAUUACACGUCCAUCCCUAUUGUUUGGCAUUGGAUAAUCUAAACAUAGCCUUACACUCUCUGGUACAGAGUUCGUAUUUGCUGCGUAAUCGUGAAACGGGUAAUUUUAAAAUAUCUCCAAACAAGUCGUUGCAUGAUUUGGAGGAAUUUCUGCUGGCAUUUUGCAAUUUGAUGCCAUUUAAACAGUAUUGGCAAUGCGCCAUAUCAUCAAAGUUAUAACUUUCAGCCGACUUGAAGCAGACCGCCAACAACAAAAUCACCUCAUUUCUGCAGAGAGUUAAGAAGGUCGUUCAUUCAUUGCUCACAUAUGCCCGCAUUCUAGGUACAUUGGUUGUUAUUGUCAUGGUAAUGCCAUUGUUUCAUUUCAUAUGUAAUCAUUUAGAUUUAAAUUAAUUUUUAAGUUUUAAGGUGUUUUGUUUUUUUUUUUUUUUGUUAUUGUAUUUAUGGUGCAAAUAAUUCCAUAUAUGUCUACACAGUACACCACACGUCUACCAUGACGGUAGAUAUUAUAUAAAUCAAGUCCAAACACCUAUUGAGAAGAGAUUAUUGGUUAGUAUAUAUAGGUACUAUGUAUACAGGGCGAGUUGAAAAAAAACUGCAACAAAGUCAAACGCCAUAAUUUUGAAUUUUUUUUUUCUUAAAAUUUUAUUGAAUGAAAGCUAGAAAUGUCGGAAAUAGCAUCAAAUCUUAGAAUAAGUUUAGAUUUGUUCGAAUUGGUCACCUUUGGCACGAAUUAUGGCCCUCAAACGGCCAAUGAAACCGUCACAUGCUGCCCGAAUGUUGCUCUACGGUAUUUUGGCCCAUUCCCGGCGAAGCACUUGCUUGAGGUGAUCGACACUUUGGUAUUUUUUAGUGCCAACCUUGCUUUCCAAAAUACUCCAGACACAAUAGUCCAACGGAUUGGUAUCCGGAGAUUUUAGGGGCCAUUGUGCACUGGAAAUGAACCAAGGAACCUCACCUCACCAAGAAAUCUUAGUGCGAGGGUGCCGAGUCCUGUUGGAAUGUCCAAAGUCUGCGGCUAAAAUGUUUGCGUGCCCAAGGUUGAAAUACACCAUCUAGAAUAUUUUCGCGAUAAUAUUCGGCAUUUAUUCUGAUAACAAGUCGACUAAUACGAGCAGAGAGCGACCAUUGGCUCUUAUGGCGACCCACACCAUCACCAUGGCCGGCGCUUGAGUUCUGGUGGCCAACCGAAGAUGUACAUUUUCAGCAGACCUCUUUGGCAAGUAAACACGAUCCUUCUGUUUAUUUAAAAACUGCUGGACAACGAAUGUUUUCUCAUCGGAGCGGAGAAAACCAAAUUCGGCAGUUCCCCCCUUUUCGGCCAAGCGAAACAACUCUUUAGCUCUUUUGAGUUUAUUUUCUUUCUGUUGCGGUGUCAGUUUUUGGAAUUUCAAUGGCUUUACCCCGAGCUAAUUUUUCAAUAUUUGCAGAAUGGAAUAUUGCGAUAUGUUCCACCACUGCGACGCGGGUUUCGAUCAAGUCGCUUUUUUUACUUUUCGAACCAUUUCUGCUGAUGUUGCUGGUUUCUUCCGUCUACUUUCUUGACGUCGGGCUACGCUAGCAGUAUCAAUGUAACGAGCGAUGGUACAAAACACAAAAGAUUUAUUCAGAUUAAAACGCUGGAGUGCUCUAACGAUAGCCACUUGUGGUUUCCAGCCAAAUAUAAAGAAACCACUCUAUCACGCUUGAAUUCCAUCAUGAAUAACUUUUUUUUUUUUCUGGAAAAUUCUCACCAAUAUACUUUUGUAAACAAUAUAAUGAUCUGUCACUGGAAUAAUUUUAACAGCUAUCGGUCGAGUGGCUUUGAAAUGACAACAGUCUGAAGUUGGUUGCAGUUUUCUUUAUCUCACCCUGUAAUGAUCUCCACUUGACUAAUUAUUAAUUACUUAAUUUUCCUGGUUUUUUGUUUGAUGAUGAUGAUUUAAAGUAGAAAGAUGGUGUAGCUUAAAAGUGUUGUAUUGUGCUGCAACGUGUUGUUGCACAACCCAGGCAUUACAAAAUAUUCAAAAUAUAAGUACGUUUUACGAAAGGCACGCACGCAUUCAAAAAUAUUCCUCCUUGCUAGUCCAGCCCCAGUCCCAAGUUGUUCUCAUUUACAUUUUGGCCGUGCAUUUAAACGAAAAAAAAUGAAAUUCCAUUACCAAGUCAUUAGUUAAUAUAAUGCAUUUAAAAAAAAACAUUAAUAAUAAAAAAAAUAUUAUGUACAAAAACAA
Molecule: messenger RNA, 4339 nt
Organism: Musca domestica (house fly)
Lineage: Eukaryota; Metazoa; Arthropoda; Insecta; Diptera; Muscidae
Product: dihydroxyacetone phosphate acyltransferase-like
Exons: 6
Coding region: 258-2345 (695 amino acids)
Biological process (GO): ether lipid biosynthetic process
Cellular component (GO): mitochondrial membrane; peroxisomal membrane
Molecular function (GO): glycerone-phosphate O-acyltransferase activity
Source: RefSeq, a predicted model, not a curated record